Molecule: messenger RNA, 891 nt
Organism: Suncus etruscus (white-toothed pygmy shrew)
Lineage: Eukaryota; Metazoa; Chordata; Mammalia; Eulipotyphla; Soricidae
Product: four and a half LIM domains protein 1-like
Exons: 2
Coding region: 1-891 (296 amino acids)
Biological process (GO): muscle organ development
Molecular function (GO): transmembrane transporter binding
Source: RefSeq, a predicted model, not a curated record
AUGGACACAUUCAAAUCCAAAGGCCCAUCCUCCUGCCACAAGGAAGGCCCCAUGGCUGAUAAAUACAAGUGCCUCUACUGCAAGGAGUCCCUGCAGGGCAAGAAGUACGUGCAGAAGGAUGGGCAGAACUGCUGCGUGCCGUGCUUCGACCAGUUUGGAGCCAACAUCUGUGAGGAGUGCCAGAAGCCCAUUUGUGUGGACUCCAAGGAGGUGCACUACCAGAACCGCUUCUGGCAUGACACCUGCUUCUGUUGUUCCCUGUGCGGCCAGCCCGUGAGUGAAGACACAUUCGCUGUCAAGGAGAACAAGAUCUUAUGCAACAAGUGCACACUGCUGGACAACACCCUGUGCAAGGGCUGCUUCCAUCCGAUUGUGGCGGGGGACGAGAGUGUGGAGUACAACGGCAUCGUGUGGCACAAGGACUGCUUCAUCUGCAGCAGCUGCAAGCAGGUCAUCGGCCUCGGCAGCUUCUUCCCCAGAGACGACCAGUACUACUGCGUGUCUUGCCAUGAGGCCAAGUUUGCCAAGCACUGCGUGAAAUGCAAGAAGAUCAUCUCGUCCGGAGGAGUCACUUACCAGGACCAACCAUGGCAUGCAGAAUGCUUCGUGUGCUCCAACUGCUCCAAGCAGUUGGCUGGGGAGCGCUUCACCACCGUGGAGGAAAACUUCUACUGUGUGGAUUGCUACAAGAACGUCGUGGCCAAGAAGUGUGCGGGCUGCAAGAACCCCAUCACGGGCUUCGGCAAAGGCUCCAGUGUGGUGGCCUAUGAAGGACAAUCCUGGCACGACUACUGCUUCCAAUGCAAAACAUGCUCUGAGAACCUGGCCAACAAGCACUUUGUGUUCUACGACAACCAAAUUUACUGCCCUGAGUGUGCUAAGAAACUGUAA